AUGGCGCGCAGGGCCGGGCCCCCCGACGGGGGCUGGGGCUGGAUGGUGGUGCUCUCGGCGUUCUUCCAGUCCGCGCUGGUGUUCGGGGUGCUGCGCUCCUUCGGCGUCUUCUUCGUGGAGUUCGUGGCGGCCUUUGAGGAGCCGGCGGCGCGCGUCUCCUGGAUCGCCUCCAUCGGGAUCGCCGUGCAGCAGUUCGGGAGCCCAGUGGGCAGUGCCCUGAGCACGAAGUUCGGGCCCCGGCCCGUGGUGAUGAGUGGCGGCCUCCUGGCCGCGCUGGGGAUGCUGCUGGCCUCCUUUGCUACCUCCUUAACCCACCUGUACCUGAGCAUUGGGCUGCUCUCAGGCUCUGGCUGGGCCUUGACCUUCACGCCAACCCUGGCCUGCCUGUCCCGCUACUUCUCUCGCCGCCGAUCCCUGGCCACCGGGCUGGCCCUGACAGGCGUGGGCCUCUCCUCAUUCGCAUUUGCUCCCCUCUUCCAGUGGCUGCUCAGCUGCUACGCUUGGCGAGGGGCCCUGCUGCUCGUGUCUGCCCUCUCCUUGCACCUGGUGGUCUGUGGGGCUCUCCUCCGCCCGCUCUCCCUGGCCGAGGACCCUGCUGUGGGUGGCCCUGGGGCCCAGCUCAUGUCCCUCCUCCACGAAGGCCCCUUCCUCCGUUACACCGUUGCCCUCACCCUGAUCAACACCGGCUUCUUCAUCCCCUAUGUGCACCUGGUGGCUCAUCUCCAGGACCUGGGCUGGGACCCAUUGCCUGCUGCCUUCCUGCUCUCCGUGGCUGCCAUAGCUGACCUCGUGGGGCGCGUGGCCUCUGGCUGGCUGGGAGAUGCAAUCCCAGGGCCCGUGACACGACUUCUGAUGCUCUGGAGCGCCCUCACUGGGGUGUCACUAGCCCUGUUCCCUGUGGCCCACACCUCCACAGCCCUGGUCGUCCUGGCUGUGGCCUAUGGCUUCUCAUCAGGGGCCCUGACCCCAGUGGCCUUCUCCGUGCUGCCAGAACUGGUGGGGACGGCAAGGAUUUACUGUGGCCUGGGACUGGUGCAGAUGGUAGAGAGCAUCGGGGGGCUGUUGGGGGCUCCUCUGUCAGGCUACCUCCGCGACAUGACAGGGAACUACACGGCUUCUUUUGUGGCGGCUGGGGCCUUCCUCCUGGCUGGGAGUGGCGUCCUCCUCACCCUGCCCCACUUCUUCUGCUUCUCAGCGGCUGCCUCCAGGCCCCAGGCCCCUGGAACAGAGGCGCUGGAGACCAGAGUCCCCCCGGCCAAGGCGGAGGGGCCUGGAGAGGACUAAAGGCCACCCAGAGGGUGCCGGGUGCAGACAGCCAGGGCGCGACAGUGCCCUGUUCCAGAACCGUGAUGCCUUCGUAGUCUGGGCCUACCUCCCCUCCGAGCAGGCCCCGGGCUCCCGCAGUGGGUGUGCCAACCCUUUGUAUUUUGUGUAGGGUUCUUCUGCUUGGCUCCCUCGACUUUCCCUGAAGGAUCCAGGAGUUCCCGCUGUACUGAGCCACGAAACCACUGCAAAACUCCACGGCCAGGAGACUGGACUCAUUUUACAUAUGACCUCUGCUGCUGUGUCCCGUUUCUCCUCGGAAGACGUGUGUGUGGGAAACAAGGUCGGCCCUUUGAGAGGAGACUGAAUAGGGGACCCAGAUGAGCCCCACCACCUCAGAAACAGCAGGGGGACCGGAUGGAGUCACAGCCCGGCAGUACCAGGCAGGGCUCCGGGAGCUCGGAACCCCGAACUCUGCUGUCAGGGCCACAGCUCCUCCCUCCUCUGCCCCACUGCCCUGUGACAUGCGGGAAACAGUCCAGGGGACACUGGGUCAUCCCCUAAGGGAAAGGGGCAUGGAGCAGGUGGCUCCUCUGAGCAUCUCUCCCUGCCCGCAACAAUGGAAACUGAUGGCAGAGUCCCUGUUAUGGCAAAGAUUUGGACAGAAAGAUGAAUGGACUGACCAGGCUGACAAGCACCCUUCCCCACCCCCAGGGCCUACUGGGAUCCUGUUCCUCAGUCAUCUUGGUUAUCUAAGUCCAGUGGCCUCAGGGCCCUAGAAUGGCUAACAGUUGCAGCUACCAGGAAAACGGGAUACAAUUUCUUUAUUGGGGGCUGGACUCAAACAGGAAACGGAUCAACAAGUGGUGUCCAGAGUGGCCUGCGGGCCUCCUGGGGAGAGCAGGGCAAC
This is a messenger RNA of Lepus europaeus (European hare), 2173 nucleotides long. It is a transcript of the gene SLC16A13, whose product is annotated as solute carrier family 16 member 13. Gene Ontology annotation, molecular function: monocarboxylic acid transmembrane transporter activity. Lineage: Eukaryota; Metazoa; Chordata; Mammalia; Lagomorpha; Leporidae. The transcript is spliced from 4 exons. Bases 1 to 1284 code for a protein of 427 amino acids. The record is from RefSeq and is a predicted model, not a curated record. Gene Ontology annotation, biological process: transmembrane transport; monocarboxylic acid transport.